GAAAAACGUUAAGUAAACCUCAUUGACAAAGAUAAAAAAAAAUGCCUGCAGCAGCGACAAAUUCUUGGCCCUUCUGGGGUAUCGAACAUCGAAGAAAUUUUUCGAAUCUAAGAGAAGGAAUUCAUUUACCAGGGUACACUGGAUAUUUACCGCAAUACAAGUACAAACUCGGAGACACGUACGCCAAAAGCUGCGAAGAAUUGUCCAAGACUCAAAUUGUACGGAAACCUCUCCCUCCAAUUCCACCCAAGUCAAAACCAGGUCUUUCGGAGAAACGAGAAGAUAAUGGACUGAAUAAAUAUAUUGAUAAUAUGGUCCCGGGAUACACAGGCUAUGUUCCACAUCGACGAUACAACUAUGGAGAAAAUUACAAUGACGACGUUACAAGAUGUAUUGGUACUUUUCUCGAAGAAAAACACGAAGUUGAUCGAAGAAUCAAUAGAUUACAAUCACAAGUUAAACAAUCUAAGAAGCUUACACCGAUAGCGAGUGCUGAUGACGUUUUGGAAAAAAUCAAAGCGUACAAUACAAUGUCAUUGCCUAACGUUUUACCAGAUACCAAACGUAAUAAUUUUGCGGAGCCACCCAAAGUUGGAUGGACAGGAUACGUUCCGAGAGUGAACGUAACAGAUAUUGCAUUGGGAAAACGAAAAGCUGAAGCUAAUCAAAAAGGGAUGAUGGCUUUUCAAGAAGACCAAGAGAACCGUGAAAAAAUAAUUGCACAGCCAGUUAAUCCGAACUUUGAACCUGAUGAAGUUCCACCUUGGGUUAAAAACAAGGUUUCGCCUUAUCAUCCUGAAGGCUUAACACCGCGGUAUACCGGUUACGUUCCACAUAGAAGAUUUGUGUUUGGUCAAACAUACGGUGAAAUGACCAGACAAGCAAACCGUUGUGCGCGCAGCGCAAAAGGAACGAAUAAUCAAGAUAUCGAUUUCAUAUUUAUUUUUAUAUUUAUCCAAAUCCAAUGCAUGUUAAAAAACAGCUACUAUCUUCAAUUUUUCAAGUUCAACUAA
Messenger RNA from Styela clava, 1013 nucleotides. Its product is annotated as ciliary microtubule inner protein 2B-like. Lineage: Eukaryota; Metazoa; Chordata; Ascidiacea; Stolidobranchia; Styelidae. The record is from RefSeq and is a predicted model, not a curated record.